AAUAAUUAAUUAAUCAAGAAACAAGUUAAAUGUAUAAUCAAAUAUUAUUUGUUUGCUUGGUCAGUCAGUCAAUCAGUCAGUUAGUUAAAGGAUAGAAAUAUAAGGAUUUAAUUUUGCAUGUUCCCGUCCACUUUUGUUUAAAAUUUGGAAUUGACAUUGUAGCCAUCAGCUCCCUCGGCUUCUCAGAACCAAAACAGCUAGAUGUACAAGUUAGGUCUGGUUUUACUUCAUGAUAACGGAUAAGUUGCCGAAGUGAACGAAAACUAAUUCCCAAGACAAACCGUUCACCUAACCAAUACCUAAAGAAAACAAUAAAUCCUGGUCAGACACAGUUUUCAUCUUGAGUGCGCCUCUUUCCCCUCCUCUAGGUAGAAAUGGAAAUGGUGGAAGGAAAAACCCUCCCCUUUGAUGGGGGUACUUCCUUCUGUCCAAAACACUAGCGCGCGCGCACACACACACACACACACACUCACUCACUCACUCACUCCUGUUUACAGCCGCCAGGUGUUAACCUUGUUGUGUGUCGUCUGAUUCUGGCACGGGACCGUUAAUACGCAUUGUUUUGUUGGUUAACUGCAAACCUUUUCUCAUAAUGCGCAAACGAUACGUUUGGUGUCACAUUAGCUGAAAGCGCACUUGCAGACUCCAGGCGUGUUGUCAUGUAGGACGACGCUGAAGAUACAGAAGAUCAUCAUCAGCAGCAGCAGCACUGCCUAUUGAAGCGGAACGCCAUCACGGAAUUGUGCAAAAGCGCAAAGCAGCUAGCUGUCGAUUGCUGAAUGUAUUAAAGGUGUCUCGUUGCUUCAGGCUCGGAGGAUUUCACAUUCACAGAUGGCGUCAAAUUCUCGAGUGUCCAUUCUGGAUUAUUUCAAUAUUGUCUUUGAGGGCGAAAAUGGCAAAAUUGAAUCUAACUGUAAAGCUUGUGGCACAAGGAUACAGGCAAAGCGGACAGUUACCUCUAACUUCGUUACACAUUUAAAGCGUAAACAUCAAGCAAUGUAUGAUGAGUUUUUGAGGAAAAAAGAUGUCAAAAGAGAGGCAUAUUCUUCUGGGGCAGUGCAGUCCUACACACCUAUAAGUGGGGCCAGUCGAGCAGCUUCUCAGAGUGGGGCGGGAACAACCAAAUUUGACCGGAGUGAUCCACGACAGUCCCUCAUUUCUGAAACAAUUGCCAAGAUGAUCAUCCGUGACUUGCAACCUGUGCAGAUUGUAGAGAAUGAGGGCUUCCGUGAGCUACUUAAGCUCCUUGAGCCCCGUUACGUCCCAGAACCGAGCCAUUACAUACAAAAGCAGCUCCUUCCGACUUACAGCUACCAAGUACAGCUAGCUACCAAGCUGGCUCUCUCAGGAGUCGAGUCCUGCAGUAUCACCCUAGACCUGUGCACGAGCAAUGCUGUGUCUGUCAACAACACUUCUGGCUACCUGGGAGUGACAUGCCAUUUCAUAACCCCAGACUGGCAUAUCAAAUCCACACUGUUAUCAUGUAUUCCUCUCCAAAAUUAUAGGGACACACAGCGCAUGCUCACUGAGUUCGACGAGAUCUGUCAUGUUCAUGGUAUCUCGGGUAAGGUGUUUCGCAUCGUUGUUGAUCCCUCCCCUUGUGAAAGCCGAUCUACCUUCCGCCUGCCUGGUUUUUAUCUUCAUGGUAAUGGUGUUGUGGAAGAUGAGGAGGAAGAUAGUAGUGAUGAAGAAAAUGGUGCAAGCAAAGGUACGAAUGCUGUUAGUGGAGCAGAAGAGCAGAAUUCUUUAAAUCAGUGCCUAGGUCGUUGUAGGAUAGACUGCUUUGCGCAUUCACUGAGUCAGUGCAUACGAGAAGGGAUUUGUUCCUCCUCUCAGAUAUCUAAGACUCUCACUAAAGCAGCUUGCUUCUACAACUAUAUUGUUGCUACAGUGACUCCUGAAAAACUUAGUAAAGUGUUUGUUCCUGGCACAGUAGGAAAUGGACAGCGCCCAUCAGCUUUGGACAGGCACUGGAACACCCAGCUAAAGACAAUGCGACAAAUGCUUGAAUCAUUGGAUUUUUUGGAGGACAUUGUGGAUAGAAAUGACUUGGCUCUCAACAGUGUUGAAAAAGCCACUCUGCAAGAACUGGUUGAAAUUUUGGAACCUUUUGAGGAAGCCACAGAUAUGGUCCAGGGAGACAAGCAUGUGUCCAUCAGUCUUGCCCUCCCCAGCGUCUUGGGCCUACGUAAGCACCUGGCAGAAGUUGUGACACACCAGUGUGCAGGACUGGUAACAGGAUUGACUCAUGCACUGGACCAGAAAUUAGCUGGCAUCCUGGAGGAUCCUCUAUUUGUGACAGCCACUACCUUGGACCCACAGUUCAAGCUUUCUUGGAGCAGUGACCGGGACUGGCACAAGCAGGUUCUACUGGAGGAGAUGGGAAAGCACACCCAGCCUGUGAGUCCACCAGAGCCCAGUUCAGAUGCUCAGCCAUCCCCAUCUAAACGCAGCAGACUAUUCUCUUUCAUCAAAGAAAGGCCAUCCACACAGGCCAAGAGUAUGGAGCAGGAGCUGGCUGCAUACCUGCAUGAGGAGCCCACAGAUGAAAAUCCCCUGCAGUACUGGAAGCGCAAGUCUAUUGAUUUUCCUCUACUUUCACUAGUGGCCAAGAAAGUGUUUACAGUGCCAGCUACAAGAACAGCAGUGGAAAGGAUAUUCUGCCUCGUGGGCAAAACCCUAAGACCCGAACACUGCCGACUCCUUCCAAAAAACUUAGAUACACUGAUUUAUUUGAAGGCUAACUACAGCAUAUUGUGGUCUUAACUGCUUUACAAUUGCAUAUUUACAUGACACAGACAGUAGAUUUAGAGUUCUUGGAGUGUUUUUUUUAUUUUUUUUUAUUUUAUUUUAAAUCAAAGGAUGCCUCAAACCCAAAAUCUAUGAGCAUAAAACUGCAGAUUCACCCAAAGUAACAUUAAACUGUUUUAGUCUGUA
Messenger RNA from Ictalurus punctatus (channel catfish), 2937 nucleotides. RefSeq lists its product as uncharacterized. The record is from RefSeq and is a predicted model, not a curated record. Gene Ontology annotation, molecular function: protein dimerization activity. Bases 832 to 2766 code for a protein of 644 amino acids. NCBI's taxonomy places the organism in Eukaryota, Metazoa, Chordata, Actinopteri, Siluriformes, Ictaluridae. The transcript is spliced from 2 exons.